UAACAGAAAGUUUGCUAAAAUAACGCGUCUAGGAGGUUUUCCCUUUCGGUUCGCAGUGUUUUUCAAAAUAAAAGUUGUUAAUCAGUUCUUAAACAGCAUUUUUCUAUUAUAAAUACAACAGAAUGUCUAUUUUCGAUAAUGCUAAUUCGGAGGGUCCUGGAUUUGUUGGUAUACGCUUCUGCCAAGAGUGUAAUAAUAUGUUGUAUCCAAAGGAAGACAAAGAAAAUAAAGUGCUGCUAUAUGCUUGCCGAAAUUGUGAUUACAAACAGGAAGCUGAUUCAAAUUGCAUUUAUGUGAACAAAAUUAUGCACGAAAUUGAUGAGCUCACCCACAUAGUCCCGGACGUAAUUUCUGAUCCCACUUUACCACGUACCGAAGACCACGCCUGUCCGAAAUGCUCACACAGGGAAGCAGUGUUCUUCCAAGCGCAAACACGCCGCGCUGAAGAGGAAAUGAGAUUGUAUUAUGUGUGCACAAAUCAAAAUUGUACACACAGAUGGACAGAAUAAGUUAUUUAUUAUUACUUUUUCUAUAAAUUAUGAAUUAGCAUACAAAAAUAAAACUACAGCAAGACUCGUUUGAACCAGACCCUAGCUUACCAAGAAAUGUAAACGAGACAUUUGCCUUGGAAAAUCUGAA
Messenger RNA from Rhagoletis pomonella (apple maggot), 639 nucleotides. It is a transcript of the gene RpII15, whose product is annotated as DNA-directed RNA polymerase II subunit RPB9. The transcript is spliced from 3 exons. Gene Ontology annotation, cellular component: RNA polymerase II, core complex. Gene Ontology annotation, molecular function: DNA-directed RNA polymerase activity; zinc ion binding; nucleic acid binding. Lineage: Eukaryota; Metazoa; Arthropoda; Insecta; Diptera; Tephritidae. The record is from RefSeq and is a predicted model, not a curated record. Bases 123 to 509 code for a protein of 128 amino acids. Gene Ontology annotation, biological process: DNA-templated transcription; maintenance of transcriptional fidelity during transcription elongation by RNA polymerase II; transcription initiation at RNA polymerase II promoter.